UUUCUCCUUCCUCACUUCUCAUAAUACCCUCAAACUCUUCAACUUUCAUCUCACAAAAUCUCUCAACUCACAUUCACUCAAAAUCAUUCAAGACAGUUCUAAAUCUUCUUCCAUCAACAUAAGAAUGAUCAAAGAGUUCAUUCAACAUCAAACUCUAGUCACAUUUGGCAUUAUUGAUGAUAGGCAAGAUAGAUUAAGGCACGACAAAGUUGCGCAGCAUGCAUCGGUUCGGAGAGAAAGAUCCCAAGCCUCUCAUGCAUCUAUUGGUUCUAACUCGUUCGUUACUUCUAGCCCGCUCAUUGCAGAGGCGUCAACUUCUAAAGCGUCAACUUCUAGGGAGUCGACAUAUAGGGCUCAUGCAUCUCUGGCUACGUCAUCGUGUAGGAGACAAGUGUUACCUACUAAUGCACAAGAGACACCUGAGGCUCCGCAGGAGGCAUCUGAGGCCUCGACACCCGAGGUCCUGCAGGGUUUUGGAGGAGGACCGUCUGACUUAUCAUUAUUGCCUUUAUACCCUGACCAUACUGCCAUACAUGUUUGGGACGGAGAGGUAAACCAUGAAAAUUAAAUGAAAAAUAUAUCUUCUUGACCUUAACUUGAAAAGACAGCUCUGAUGAUGGUUUAUUUUUGUUUCACGACCGAGGUGCAUUAAAAUUCAUAAACCAUGGCCAGAAGAUUACGAGUCUAGAGGUUCCUAAUGAGCUAUGGUUUAUGGAUGUAUUGCAGGCAUCCAGGAUGAAAGAUUUGAGCAGGAUUGGUUAUCCUACUCUUAAACAUGGUAUGUUGUCUGCAUUUGUAGAGAGAUGGCACUCGGAGAUGUCACAUUUCAUCUCCCACAUGGUGAGAUGUUUAUCACAUUGGACUGCUACGUCUUCUGAUCAAGAGAAGAUUCUUAUAUCACAGCAAUAUCAACAAAGAUAAGGCAUCGGUGAUGCUGGUAGACUAUUUGGGAGUUGACCUAAAGGAAACUAUGAUGGAGUUAGAAGCCACCCGAUGGGCUUAUGCAAGAUUUCGAUACUUGGAGAAGGUGUAUAGACAACAGUUGCUUAAUGCAAUGCAAGCUGUUGGGGAUGCUGAGCAGUUUACGCACCAUAGAGUAUGCGCUCUUAGAGCACACCUGAUGUAGUUGGUUGGCACAACCAUCUUGGUGGACGAGAGUGUCACAUAUGUUGAUGUGGUAUACCUGCGAUACUUUGGUGACUUAGAGCGAGUCCAAGAGUACAAUUGGGGAGCACUUGUUUUCUAUACAUGAACUCUAAGUAAGGCGAAGGUUAUAUGUGGAAGACGAGACAUGUUACAUGCAGCAUCACACUUUUGACGAUAACAUUUUUGUACCAUUUUGUGUCAUUUUCGUUAUAUUUAAAAUAUACCUCCAUUUUUACAUCACUAAGAACUGAAGUGUUGUACACAAUUGAAAGUGGAGAAAAACACGAGAAAGGGGGGUUUGAAUUGUGUUCUUCGAUAUUUAUUUCCCUUUUUGAUAAAU
Molecule: messenger RNA, 1486 nt
Organism: Vicia villosa (hairy vetch)
Lineage: Eukaryota; Viridiplantae; Streptophyta; Magnoliopsida; Fabales; Fabaceae
Exons: 2
Coding region: 125-568 (147 amino acids)
Source: RefSeq, a predicted model, not a curated record